UCGCGGACCGCGCUCAGUUACGAGCGGACCUCUGACGGGAGCGGAACUUGACCAAAGUCCCGCCCAACAGCCCAGAACAGAGAUGAUCUUCUCGCGGAUCAGAAGUCUAGUGGCACCGCUGUGCUGUCUGUUGGUUGUGAGUAGUUUACUGGUAGCGGAUGUAGACUGUGCAAAAAAGGCGGCGGCGCCCCCCGCGGCCGACACCGCCACGAUCGAGGAAGUCUCGGCGAAACAGUUGGAACGGAUACUAGAGGAUAAGGAUUACGUCGCGGUGUAUUGGUACGCCCGUAGCUGUACGACAUGCGACACAGUAUUAGCCGAACUCGAGCACAUUGACGACGACACCGACUCGUUCGGUGUGGACUUUGUCAAAGUAAAUGACAAACGACUAGCAAAGCAGUAUGGUAUCACGAAAUUCCCCGCCCUCACCUACUUCAGGGAGAAGGAGCCCAUCAUCUACGAGGGAGACCUCAUGGACGAAGCCGGCGUGCUGGAUUUCCUCACCUCCCUGGAAGCGAUGGACCUGCCCGACCGGAUCGAGGAAGUCAACGCCAAGAUCCUGUCGAAAAUCAUCGAAGACUCCGACUACGUAGCCGUGCUCUUCUGCAUAAAUCACGAAAACUGUCCACCCGGAAACAACAACAAGCCCGAGUGCAAGAAAUGCAUCAAGGCCCUGCAGGAGCUGGAGAACAUCGACGACGAAGCCGACGAGCUGGACAUUGGUUUCGUGAAGAUUCACGACGAAGACCUCGCCGAGGAGUACAACCUUGGAGCACUGCCGAAGCUGGUGUACUACCGCCACCAGACACCGAUCGUCUACGAGCACGAACUUCAAAGGGAGGAGGAUGUGCUGGAAUGGCUCGUUGAGAACAAAGCUACCGGCGAUGAGGAUGACGUGAUCGAGGAGGUGAACGCCAAGACGCUGAAAACGUUGAUCUCAAACAUCGACAACCUGGUUGUAGUGUUCUACGACGAAGGAGACGAUCAGUCCGAGACUGUUCUGCAAGAGCUGGAGAACAUUGAUGACGACUGCGCCAAGCAUGGAAUUCAGUUCGUCAAGAUUGACGAUGCCAAGGUUUCCAAGGAAUACGGCAUCGACGAUAUCCCGGCCAUCGUCUAUUUCGAGAAGGAGAUUCCCAACGUGUACGAUGACGACCUCGAGGACGAAGAGGAAAUUCUGCAGUGGCUUCUGUCCCAGCUGGAAAAGGACGAGAUCGAGGAUGUCACCGACGAGAUGCUGGACAAACUGAUCAAGGAGGGCAAGGCUGUCGCCGUCUUGUUCUACGACAACAAUGACAAGAAAUCCGACAAGAUCCUGAACGAACUGGAGAACAUCGACGACGAGUGCGACCAGCUGGGCAUCAACUUCGUCAAGAUGGACGACACUGAGGAAGCCAAGGACUACGGCGUCACCAAGUUCCCCAAGCUCGUUUACUUCGAGCAGGGUGUCCCAACCGUGUACGAAGGUGACAUGGAGAAUGAGGAGGACGUGCUCGAGUGGCUCGACCGCCAGACCAGCUCGGAUGAGAUCGAGGACGUCACCGAUGAGAUGCUGGACAUGAUCAUCGAAAAGAUGCAACACGUUGCGGUGCUGUUCUACGACAAGGACUCCAAGGCUUCGCAGAAGGUGCUGGCCGAGCUGGAGAACAUUGACGACGAGUGCGAUCAGAACGAUAUCGCUUUCGUCAAGAUCGAUGAUGACAAUGAAGCCAAGGAGUGGGGCAUCGAUGAACUGCCAACCAUGAUCCUGUUCGAGCGCGGCAUUCCUCACAUGUACGAGGGAGAUCUGAUGAAGGAGGAAGAGCUGUUGGGCUGGUUGGUGCACCAGAAGAGACACUCGGAAAUCCCGGAGAUUACCGAUGAGAUGAAGGACAAGCUGAUGCGCACGUACGACCACGUUGCCAUCAUUUUCUACGACAAGGACGACAAGCAGGACAUCCGCGUGUUGAACGAGCUGGAGAACAUUGACGACGAGCUCGAGAAGGAAGAGAUCGUGAUUGCCCGUCUGGACAAUGCCGAGGAGGCCCGCGAGUACGGCCUGGACCAUCUGCCGGCGCUGGUGUACUUUGAAAAUGAAAUCCCAGCCAUCUACGAGGGUGACCUGAUGAACGAGGAGGAAGUGCUGGAGUGGCUCAAGCUGCAAAAGUACUCCGCCACCAUCGAGGAGGUCACCGACGAGAUUCUGCAGGACCUGAUUGAGGAGCACGAGUACGUGUGCGUGUACUUUAGCGGUGCCUGCGAGGAGGGCGAGAAGUGUGACAAGAUUUUGGACGAUCUGGAGAACAUCGAUGACGAGCUGGACGAAGCCGGCAUCAUCUUCGUCACCACUGAGGAUAUGUCCACUGCCAAGAAAUACAGCAUCAAGACCCUGCCAGCGCUGGUGUUCUUCCGCAACAAGGACCCGCUGAUUUACUCUGGUGAUUUGAACGACGAAGACGAGGUCCUGGCCUGGUUGACCGACGAGGAAACGCUGGAGAUUCCCGGAAAGAUCGAGGAAGUGAACAUCAAGAUGCUGGAGAAGAUUCUGUCUGAGAACGAACACAUUGUUGUCUUCUUCUAUCACGAUGAGGACAAGAAGGCGCUCAAGAUCAUCACUGAGCUGGAGAACAUCGAUGACGAGUGCGAAGAGAAGGACAUUGAUUUCGUCAAGACUUCGGACGACGACAUUGAGAACGAGUACGAUCUGGAGGACCUGCCGGCGCUGGUGUUCUACCGUCACAAGUUCCGUACCAUCUACGCCGGGGAUUUGAUGAACGAGGAGGAGAUUCUCGAGUGGGUGCUGGAGCAGUACGAGUCCAAGCCCGAAGUGAUCGAGUCGGUUGACCGCAAGACGCUCCAGGUGCUCGUCAACGAGAUUGAACAUUUGGCUGUUUUGUUCUACGACGAUGAGUGUGAGACCUGCCCGAAGAUUCUGGAGAAGCUGGAGACCAUUGAUGAUGAUACGGACAAGCAUAACAUUCAGUUUGUAAAGGCCAACGAUGAGAAAUUAGCUCACGAGAUUGGAAUCUUCUCGUUCCCAGCUUUGGUCUAUUACGAAACUGGAGUCCCGAUUAUGUAUGAUGGGGACUUGCUGAACGAGUACGACGUGCUCGACUGGAUCCAGGACCACUUGACCGACGAAAGUAUCGAGGAAGUUGAUCGCGACACGAUGUUCGAGUACAUUGAAUCGAAGGAUUUCGUGGCCGUAGUAUUCUAUCUCGAAGACGACGAGGACAGCCCCAAGAUCCUACGCCACGUGGAGUUGAUCGACGACGAGGCGACCGAGUAUGGCAUCCUGAUGGUCAAGUCGUCGGAUCGGCUGAUGGCGAAGAAGUACGGUUACCGCAAUCCACCCGGAGUGACGUACUUCCGCAAGGGCAAGCCCAUCAACUACGACGGCGACAUCGACGACGAGGAGGAGCUGCUCGACUGGUUGACGAACCCGCACAACAUGGAGAUGACCGACCACAUCGAAAAGGUGAACCGAAAGAUGUUCCAGAAGAUUCGGCAAGCGUCGGACUACUUGGCAGUGUUCUUCUACAGUGAAGACUGCAAGCAAUGCCCACGGGUGUUGGCCGAAAUCGAGCACAUUGACGAUGAAGCCGACGGGGCGGGAAUCAAUUUUGUCAAGAUCGACGACAAGCAGAUGGCGAAGGAGUUCGGGAUCUACGCUCUGCCUGGCAUUGUGUUCUUCAAGCUGACCUCGAAGGAUCCGGUGAUCUACGCCGGAGACCUGAACGACGAAGACGAGAUUCUCAACUGGUUGAUGACGCAAAAGAACCCUGGCGGUGACGUGAUCGAAGAUCUGGACGGAACCAAGCUGCUGAGCCUGAUCGAGGAAUCUAGCUCGUUGGCUGUAUAUUUCUGGAAUAAGACGACUUGCGAUAUUUGCAACUCCAAGAUUGCUCGCAAGCAGCGCAAGGCGAAGGAGCGCAAGGGUGUGCGAAGCCUGAUCAGCGAAGGUUCAGCCGAGGCCACAGAGGAGACCAUCUCCGAGGAGGCAUCAGCGGCAGACGGAGGAAACGCGUCUUCAGAGGAUGCUGACAAUUGCGAGCAGUGCUCAGGGGUGCUGGAGUCUUUGGAAAACAUUGAUGACGAUUGCGACCGCCAUGGAAUCAUGUUCGUGAAAACCGAUGACUUUAGUAUUGCGGAACACUACGGAAUCUCCGAGUAUCCGGUAAUGGUGUACUUUGAGGAUAACGUCCCGAAUGUAUUUGAAGGGUCCCUGGACGAGGAGGAGGAAGUACUGCAAUGGCUCAUCACACAAAAGACCGAAGACCGCAUCGAGCUGAUCACCCGAGUCAUGCUGGAGGCCAUGGUUGAAGACACCCAAUAUCUUGCCGUGUACUUCUAUAAAAACCAAUCACCCUCUUACUGCCGAAGUUUUUGUUCAGCUGAAAAAGUGCGCAAGCGAAAGGAAAUGACUCGGGCGGGCGUAUCAGACAAGAUCAACUGCAACAUCUGCGAUCAAAUUCUCGAAGGACUGGAGGUGAUCGACGACGAGCUGGACGUGUUCGGUAUCCACAUGGUCAAGAUCCAGGAUCCACAGCUGGCGAAGCGUUACUCGAUCAAGACCUUCCCGGCGCUAGUUUACUUCAGAAACGGUAACCCGCUGAUCUACGAAGGUGACCUGCAGAGCGAACAGUCCGUGCUGGAGUGGCUCAUCGACGAUGACAACCGCGAGCUGGCUGACGAGAUCGAGGAAGUCAACGAACGGAUGCUGGACAGGCUGAUGGAACAGUCGCCGCUGCUCUGCGUGUUCUACUAUGACGAAGACUGCCAAGAGUGCGAGGACAUCCUGGAGGAGCUGGAAAUGAUCGACAGUGAGGUGGACAUGUACGGAAUCGAUUUCGUCAAGGUUGCCAGCCUGGAAGCGGCCCACAAGUACGGUAUCACUACCAUUCCGUCGCUGGUGUACUACAGGAAGCAACUGCCGAUGCUGUACGACGGUGACAUGCACGACCACCAGCGGGUGAUGAACUGGCUGACGUCGCAGGAUGUGUUCGAGAUCAAGAACGAGAUCGAAGAGGUGAACCGCAAGAUGCUGAACAAGCUGCUCGAUGAGAACGAGUUCCUGGCGGUAUUCUUCUUUGAGGACGAUCACGCGGAAAGCGACGCCGUGCUGGAGCGGCUCGAGCUGAUCGACAGCGAAACCGACAACCUGGACAUCACGUUCGUCAAGAUGGGAGACACGCGGUACGCCCGGAAGUGGGGCGUCACCAAGCUGCCGGCCAUCGUGUACUUCCGCAAGCGGUUCCCCAGCAUCUACCGGGGGGACAUGUACGACGAGCAGGACGUGCUGGAGUGGCUCCGGAAGAACCGCUUCCGCCAGCCCGAGCUGAACAUCUUGAUGUACGGUUGUAUCGCAACUGCCCUCGGGUUCAUCGUCUAUACGGCGUUCCUGCUGCAGUGCUUCAAGCCGGCACCUCCGCCACCGGUUCAGCAUCCCAAACAGAACUAGGUCCAACUUCUUUUUCUUUCACAUCCCUUUCUUCCCCUUCCUUCCCGCGCACUUAGCUCCAGUCCAGUCCUUUGACAGAUCGUACUGUCGCAAGACAUUUUUUGACAUAUUUUAUAGGUUUAGACUUAGAGACGAACUAUUUUUGAAACAAUUGUAAUGACAAAUUUCAUGAGCAAAGAAUAAACUCUCUAAUUCUAGGAAAAAUCGUAAAAACUUGACCCAAAAGCAAUCUUUCAUUAGAAAUCAAAUCACAAUUUACGGCACUCGACCUUCACCAUGUAAGACAUUCUUCUAAAAGCGAGCACCGGACUUUCAUUUGCGAAUCGAUUUAGUAAAACAUUAUUUCAAAUUGUAGAUUAAUACAAACAAAAAUAAAGUACACGUGCAGUCAAAGAAGAAAACAAAUAAAAAUAAACACUCACACAAAACUUGUAAAAAUUAAAGCCAUGCAUUUUUAGUAGACAUAUUGUACUGAUAUACAAAAGAUGCGAAAAAGAUUAAUCUUAAGUCAUCCUAACUACUUUGAGUACUUGCCGGACCAGAAUCGAACAUCCAGUCAGUCAGUCAGCCAGCCAGCCAGCCAGCCGCGUUCCGCACUCUAGUUAGGGCCGUAUCGUAACUUUAAACGUAAACGAUCAAAUCGAAACAAAUAAAGAAAACCAGACGAGCGACAAACGCUGGAAAAAGCGUUCAAACAACCAACUAAAUCAAACCUCCUUCUCAUUUUCUCUCUUUUUGUCCUAAAAUGCAAACUAUCAGCAAAACAAUGACGAAACCCAAUAUCCACUUCCGUCAAAAAAGAAAAAAAAACCAAAGUCAUCAACAUGAAACAUCACGCCCCAUGUACAGCCGGUUCCAUUGUUCAGGGCACGUUGUAAAUAUAUAACCCAACAAUAAAGCUAACGUGGAUUGUAGAGAAGUGCAUCAGUUUAAGGAUUUGUUAAGUUAUUAUUAUUUGUUCUGACAGUAAACGAGGAGCGGAUCAUUUUCCCUCUCUUUGGUAACAAUGAUCUAAUUUUCGGAUACCACCACAAACAUUUGCUACUUAAACUUAAUAGAAAAAAAAGGUUGAACGUAUCACCAGCAAUACACAGAAGAAGAAGAAGAACAAAACUCACACAAUUUGGCUUUUGGGGUUUUUCAGCAUACUGUCGGCGUUUUAUUUAUUUUCAGAGUAAGUGUCCUGCUCGGGACGCACCGAGCAGAUAAGUUAAACUAGAAAACAAUUUAAACAAAAUAAAAGAGAUGUGAAUG
This is a messenger RNA of Culex quinquefasciatus (southern house mosquito), 6694 nucleotides long. RefSeq lists its product as uncharacterized. The transcript has 26 exons. NCBI's taxonomy places the organism in Eukaryota, Metazoa, Arthropoda, Insecta, Diptera, Culicidae. The record is from RefSeq and is a predicted model, not a curated record. The coding region runs from base 83 to 5440 and encodes 1785 amino acids.